AUGAAGAAGAUUUUAUCAUAUAUUUGGAAGUCCCCAGAUAAGAGACGUGUGAUUUAUCUCCCAAUAAACAAAAUCGAUAUAAAGGCUAAAGAAAAGAUAGAUUAAGCACUCAAGAAUGUGAAUGAAGGAAAUACUGCAGCAAUAUUGUUGUCAAUUAAUACUAAACUUCCAAAUAGCUCUCACUCGCUAGUGUAUGCGGAUUAGAUUGGAGAAAAUCUUAUGAAUAAAACUUAAGCAAUUGGAAAUGGAGUGAAACUUAUCACUUAUGCAGAAGAUACAUGUCUUGGAGUUGGGUUUUAACUUCUGUCAUAUGGAGAUAUUGUCCUGAGUAAUCCCAAUUCUUUGCUAGGCAAUGUUGGUUUUUCAUCAGAUCCCUGGAACUUAAAAGAAUUUUCAGAGUACUAUCAGAUUAAAAUGAGAUAUAUUCAUAAGGGAAAGAAAAAGGUAAGACUGAAUAGAUUUCAAGACUUCGAGUAAGAAGAUAUUGAUUGGCUAAUGAAUAUAAUGAAUAAAAGAGUAGAGGCAAUCUCUUAAUUGGUUACAACUAAAAGAGCCUCAAAAUUCAAGAAUAAAGACCAGACUAUAAAUCUAAUUAAAUCUGGAGAACUUUUUAAGCCAAAAUAAGCAUUAGAAUUGGGACUUAUUGAUGAAUUAACGAAUCCUGAUGAGUACGUUUUGAAAACAUAUGGGAAGGAAGUAUAUAUUGAUGUGCCUCAGUAAAAUUGGAAAUAAAAGAUUGGAUUAUAAACUUUUGCAAACAAUAUAAUUAGUACAGAUAAUUCAGACCUUGAUUUGAAUGAAAUUGAGAACUUUGAUGAGCAAAUAAGAAAUUUAAUGAUGAAUUAUUGCAUCGAAAAUGGUCUCAGAGCAAAUAUUCCUCUAAAUAUUUGA
Molecule: messenger RNA, 891 nt
Organism: Stylonychia lemnae
Lineage: Eukaryota; Ciliophora; Spirotrichea; Sporadotrichida; Oxytrichidae
Source: the annotation of a GenBank genome assembly